Messenger RNA from Acipenser ruthenus (sterlet), 2645 nucleotides. RefSeq names its product myeloid-associated differentiation marker homolog. NCBI's taxonomy places the organism in Eukaryota, Metazoa, Chordata, Actinopteri, Acipenseriformes, Acipenseridae. Gene Ontology annotation, cellular component: membrane. The record is from RefSeq and is a predicted model, not a curated record. The coding region runs from base 517 to 1392 and encodes 291 amino acids. The transcript is spliced from 3 exons.
AAGGGCGAGUCUGUUCCAUAUAAGGAUCUGUUGUGACGAAUUUAUUUUCUCACUUUUGUUUAACUAGCAGUCUUGUCGCUGCACGGCACACGCCUCAAAAAUCCAGCGAAGAAAGAGAUUGUGGCUACGAGAGGGGAAAGGGUUCUGCUUCAGUCUUUUACUUCAGAAGCGACUGACCGCAGCAGCAGCAGCAGCAGCAUUGAUCCGAAAUCAGAGAAGAAUCUAACAGGCUGCAGAAGCGGCUAAACUGGGAGACUGGGAGUGGAAGCUGGCACCUGCCUGCAGAGAGACUCGGCUCCUUCAGGAAAGUCUGAGGCUUCAAUCCUGUCCCUUGAGAGAGAGAAGGCCCGAAGUGUGUAGACUGGAGAAGCUAUCCAGCAAGUCACUGAUCACAUUAUAAUAAGGGCUGCGUUAAUAAGGGAUUGAUUAGUUCAUCACUUCGUGGAUAGAUCACGUUAUUAAUUAAUUAAAUAGUCAGAAUAGGUGAUUUAGUGUAUUAAAAAAUACAACGCAAAGAUGCCUGUGAUCAGCCCCACGUUCAGCUCGUCUCCGCUGCUCUACGUGCGCCUGGCAGCCGUGCUCUUCACCUGCGUGACGUUCAGCCUGGUGGUGCACUGCGGGGCUUACGGCGGUCGCUCGGGGGACUGGUGUCUGUUCUGCUGGUGCUUCAGCUUCGCGGGUAGCCUGGUCGUGCUGCUGGUGGAGCUGCUGGGGCUGCAGAGCCGGGCGCCCGUCUCUUGGCGCAACUUCCCCAUCACCUUCGCCACAUACGCAGCGCUGUUCUGUCUCUCCGCCUCUAUCAUCUACCCACUUUACUUCCUGAAGGGCCAGCAUGGCUCUGACAGGGACUACCGCAUCGCUGCCUCAGUGUUCUCCUGCCUGGCGACGCUGGCGUACAUGGUGGAGGUGUCUCUGAGCCGGGCUCGGCCCGGGGAGGUGGCAGGGUACAUGGCCACCGCGCCGGGGCUGCUGAAAGUGUGCGAGACCUUCGUGGCGUGCGUGAUCUUCGUGUUCCUGGACCAAUCCUACGAGCGCCACGGCGCUCUGAAGUGGUGCCUGGCGGUGUACUGCGUCUGCUUCAUCCUGUCGGCCGCGGUGAUCGUGCUGUGCGUGGGCGAGUGCACCGGCUGGCUGCCCUUCCCCUUCAACCGCUUCCUGAGUGCCUACGCCCUGCUGGCGGUGCUCCUGUACGGCACGGCCACCAUCAUCUGGCCCGUCUUCAACUUCGACAGCAACCACCUGGCUACGCGGCGCGGCCCCUACUGCGGGCAGGGCCACACCCUCUGCUUCUGGGAGAAGCUCGUCGCCGUCUCCGCUCUCACCGGACUCAACUUCCUGCUCUACCUCGCUGACCUCGUCUACUCGGCUAGGCUGGUCUUUAUCAAGGUUUAGAAGGAAAACGAACCCUUAUAAAAGUGUCCCACGGUAAAAGCACAGCGAAAUGUAAUAAUGCAUGGUAAGCAAUCGGGAAGCAUUGUAAAGCACAGAGAGGUCUGGUAAAAACAAGCCAUGGUAAACUAUGAUUAAUGCAUUGUAUAGGCAUGGGGGCAAAACUGCAAAAUGACUGUGAAUUUACCGCGGUACACUUUUAAAAGGAAUAUAAGAAACGGAGUCAAGCGUUUCAGCUCAUGCCUUGGUCAGGGUACUGCUGGACUCUGUGUCUUGCAGGUUUGCUUUAGUUCUGGACAAUUCUAAUCACAUAUGAGACUCAGUUAUGGAUUUUGUGUGAGUUGUAUUUUAUUGUCCUGUGCAGAGAACAUCCAGUUCUAAAGUAAAAGCAGCACGUAUUUGUUUAAUAAACUUGCUUACUGCCGUGUAAUAAGGUGAAGCCUCGCUGGCUUGCACCUAGAGCUGUCUGCUUGAAGUUAAAAAAAAAAAAAAAAAAAAAAGUGCCUCUUCUGUAUUACAAACAAACCAAAUUCUGAUUGUCUUUAAAAUAUGUUACAGUGAUCAUAGCAAAUAAAAUCAUUCCCUGAAUCUGACCUGUCCUGCACUUCCAUGCACGGCACACUCCUCAGAUGUGCAGGUUUGAAAGAUGGUAGAGCAAACACGGAUUUUCAUGUGAUAUCUGCUCCUACACUGAGUUAAAGAAAGUUCCCACUUUCCAUGCCUUACUCACAGGAAAUGUGUUACACUCUGUCUGAAAGCGUGUCAGUCAGCAGGGGAAGCAGCAGCUGAUUGGUUAAUGAAAGAAGCCGUUGAAGGGGUGUAAUUUCACCCUCCAGGGUGACCAAGGAAGUGCAGUGUGAUCUGAAAGCAUGGCAAAGAGAUUUGUUUUUUAUCCAAUGGUGAAAGAAACCUGCCCAUUUGAGGCAUGUGUAGCGGAUGGAAGUGCAGGACAGGUCAGCUUCAGGGAAUUAUUAUGUCAGCAAAGAACUUGUUUUCAAUUUUUUUCCCCUGUUUUUUCUAAUGCUUUCUAGUUAGACCACUUUGCAACAGCGCUGCUGAGAUUGUGGAACUCAAGUAUUAUUGCACUGGCUCAUAUAUGCAAUGUAUUCAAUGAUAGUAUAUGAUAUCUAUAAUAUACGCUGUAUGUUUCUGUGAUGAAUAUGAAUCGUUUUGUGUUUAUAUCUGUGUAUCUUUACCAAGAACAGUAUUACUGUAAACUGCUACAUGAAAUAAAGCAAAUAGUAAUAAAAAAAUAA